This is a messenger RNA of Falco peregrinus (peregrine falcon), 2849 nucleotides long. RefSeq names its product SEC62 homolog, preprotein translocation factor (gene SEC62). The coding region runs from base 94 to 1299 and encodes 401 amino acids. The record is from RefSeq and is a predicted model, not a curated record. Lineage: Eukaryota; Metazoa; Chordata; Aves; Falconiformes; Falconidae. Gene Ontology annotation, cellular component: endoplasmic reticulum; endoplasmic reticulum membrane. The transcript has 8 exons. Gene Ontology annotation, biological process: post-translational protein targeting to membrane, translocation.
CUUCCCGCCCCUCCGCCGGCUCCCGCCGCCUCUCGCGAGGCCGCCGCCCCCCCGCCCCGGGCUCACGUCAGCGGCGGAGCAGACGGGGACAACAUGGCGGAGCGGCGGAGGCACAGGAAGCGGAUCCAGGAGGUCGGUGAACCAUUCAAAGAGGAGAAGGCUGUUGCUAAAUACUUACGUUUCAACUGUCCAACAAAAUCCACCAACAUGAUGGGCCACCGAGUUGAUUAUUUUAUUGCCUCAAAAGCUGUGGAUUGCCUCCUGGAUUCUAAAUGGGCCAAGGCAAAGAAAGGAGAAGAGGCUUUAUUUACAACCCGAGAGUCUGUAGUUGAUUACUGCAACAGACUCCUGAAAAAACAGUUCUUUCAUCGAGCAUUGAAAGUGAUGAAAAUGAAACCUGACAAGGAUACAAAGAAAGAAAAGGAAAAAGGAGGGAAGGCUGAGAAUGGGAAAGAAGAGGAGAAAAAGAGCAAGAAGGAAGGUGGCAAAGAUGAAAAAGCUAAGAAAGAGAAAGAAAAGGAAAAGAAAAAAGAUGGUGAAAAAGAGGAGUGUAAAAAGGACGAGACCCCAGGAACACCCAAGAAAAAGGAGACUAAGAGGAAAUUUAAACUUGAGCCACACGAAGACCAAGUUUUCUUGGAUGGAAAUGAGGUGUACGUGUGGAUCUAUGACCCCGUUCACUUUAAAACUUUUGCCAUGGGACUUGUACUUGUGAUUGCUGUUAUAGCUGCAACUCUGUUCCCGCUCUGGCCAGCAGAAAUGCGUGUUGGUGUUUAUUACCUCAGCGUAGGCGCAGGCUGUUUUGUCGCCAGUAUUCUUCUUCUUGCCGUUGCUCGCUGUAUCCUUUUCCUUAUCAUCUGGCUCAUCACUGGAGGAAGGCAUCACUUCUGGUUCCUGCCAAACCUUACAGCGGACGUGGGAUUCAUUGACUCCUUCAGGCCCCUGUACACACAUGAAUACAAAGGACCAAAAGCAGACUUAAAGAAAGAGGAAAAAUCAGAAUCCAAAAAGCAGCAAAAAUACGACAGUGAGGAGAAAUCAGAUAGCGAGAAGAAGGAAGAGGAGUAUGGGAAAACAGAAGCAACGAGGAACUCUGGAACAGACGGCUCGGGAGGAGAGCGACAUUCAGACACUGACAGUGACAGGCGCGAAGACGACAGGUCCCAGCACAGUAGUGGAAAUGGAAACGACUUUGAAAUGAUCACAAAAGAGGAACUGGAACAGCAAACAGAUGAAGGGGAUUGUGAGGAGGAAGAGGAGGAAGAUACCGAGAGUAGGCCUUCACAUGAAAAAUCAUAACUCACUGUGGUUUGGGGACUGAGUAUGUGCAAAUGGUUGGAUUUUCUUUGUUGGCUGAUCACCAAAACACAGACCAUACAGUAGCAUCUUUGUUUGCUGAAAUAUACGUGUUACCAAACAGUUUUAUAUCUAGUUCCUUCAUUUUUUUUAACCAUUAACUUGAUUACUUGGUACUAUGUUAAUCAUUAAUAUCCAUUUACAGAAGUUUUAUCAAUCUGACAAGUUUUCUAUUGAUUGAUAGAUUGCCCAGAUCAUCCUCAAACAAACUGAAAAACAAUAGUUUUCUGGUACUUGCAUAACUGGUCAAUUAGUUUAGCUUCUCAAACUUGCUUUUGUAAAACAGGUAAAAGUUGAAUGACCAAAUCUCAGAUUAUUCCUAGUUAUACUCAUUUGAUAGCUAGUUAGGUAAAGCCCUUCUUAGCCCACAGCUUUCUUGAUAUUUUUCUUGAUUUUGUUUUCAAAAGAUUGUGAAAACUUUCCUAAGAAAACUAGUUUUAGCAGAAGUAUUUUGCUGAAAAUAUAAAAGCUGGUAGUGCUGAAUUUGGCUGCCAUGUUCUCUGUUUCUCCAGACUGUGUGCCAGCAACUGAGGAAAUCCAAACUGGUUUUGUACAUCUGGUUCAGAGAAAGCUGUCAUCUCCAGCAGGUGAAGGAAGCAGCAUGGUUUGGAAAUUAUGGCUGUUUUCUUUCUCCUGCUCCAUCAUAAUUAAAAAAGAAAAAUGUAUUCUGUACAUAAUUUACAAAUAAAGCAAACCAUUUACUUUAACUGCUACUUAUUAUUUAGAGAUUUGAUCCAGCAUUCAGUUUGUAUUAUUAAAGCCAUUUUGUGGUGUAUCUAUCAGAGAAAUGCAAGUCAAGAGGACCUCACAGAAUAUUUGUGUAUGAUUGGUAGCUGUUCCACAAGAGCUUUAGUUUUGUGCCAACAUUCCAUGUAUUUGAGUAUGAGUAAAUUGAUCUUUAUUAAAUGAAAGCAAACAACAUAGCUGUAUGUAUGCCUUAAUGUUAAAACUUUCUAUGUUCUGGAACUGGAAUACUUUUUAAACUGAAGAGGCAGGAGAGUAUUCAUCUGUUCAGAAAUAUAGGUAACUCAAAGCUAAUAUGAAGUGACCAUUAAUAAUUUGUUUAUAAAUAUCUUGGAGUAGUUUGUGCGGUUUCUCUUACACAUCCCUUUCUGCUGGACGUUUGGAGGAUGUACUGGAUGUUUUGGUUAAGACUUGGUAUCAUUCCUCUAGAUGACUUUAACCGUAGAUUUGAUCAUCUCCCGAACCUACUUGAAGAUAAGGGUAAGCUCGACGUUUAAUAAGUGACUUGGAGAACUUUUUUCCGUAUCCUAAAUUGAUUCCCCUUCCUUCCAGCAUCAGCAUUUUGGAUGAAGAUACUAAUUUUUCAGAUCACGCAAAUAUAUACAUCAUAACGGGUGCAUUGAUAAACAAUUUAUGAAUAUGAUGUACUUGCUUCUGGAAUAUCCUGAAUAUUUACUCCAUAAGGAAACAGAUAAAUUGGAUCACUUUUUUAUUAAUAUAGCAAAAAAUUAAAGGACCCAUUACCUAAA